Hylaeus anthracinus is the source of this 3115-nucleotide messenger RNA. Its product is annotated as leucine-rich repeat-containing G-protein coupled receptor 4-like. Gene Ontology annotation, cellular component: extracellular matrix. The transcript is spliced from 3 exons. The coding region runs from base 676 to 2574 and encodes 632 amino acids. NCBI's taxonomy places the organism in Eukaryota, Metazoa, Arthropoda, Insecta, Hymenoptera, Colletidae. The record is from RefSeq and is a predicted model, not a curated record. Gene Ontology annotation, molecular function: protein binding.
UUCAGUUCUCUAGUGGAGAGCGUAGAACACGCACCGUGUUUCCACUUCGCCAAAACGCUAAACUAACAAUUUAAAAGGAGUUUUCACGGACCCUCAAAGUGUUCUAUUACGACACUGUUCAUAUUUUUAGUGUGUCUUCCAAAGCUGUUUAUAUUCACGGAUCAACUCGUUCCUGGACAAGAUAAAAUUGUCCAGCUCCGUUUCACAGACGUGGAAGAGGUGGGGAGCGUUGGUCCAUCGAAUAAAACGAAUUAAGAAUAGAGUGUGUUCGAUUCAAGGAUGGUCGCGGCGCCUAGACUUCCUGCUCGCUGACAGUCGAUACGUGACGUGAUUUUGCCUCUAAUAGCCAAGCAGGGGAAUUUAACGAAGUUCCAGGAACGCGCGAACGGCCCUCCGGUCUUUUUGUACUCUUAGCUGGUCGUCGUCUCCCACUCAGGCCCGCUAAAUCGUCAACACUCGCGUUACACGCGUGUACGAAUCCGCUGGAUCCUCGUACACACUUAAAAUCUGCUAGGUAUAAAGGCCUGCAAGACCUGUUUCCGCGAUAGCCGUGUCCCGAGGAAUCCUGUCGCGAGCUGCUCGCCAGGAAUAGACACCGGGACAGUCCUUCUCAGUCCGCAGCUCAGCACGGUUUUCGGAAUUACGACAGUCCAACCCUUCCAAGGUUGUUCAACGAUGUUGCUCUUCGGCCUGUUCCUGCCUCUAUUGGCAGCCGCUCCCCUGAACCCGUCUCUGGAGAACUACAUCUUAGACAUCCAGAAUGGAACCCUGAAGAACAUCCGAUUCAAAGGUGACGCCAUCGAAGAGCUCAAUCUCUCAAACAUGGGUAUCCGCAGUUUGGAGAAGAGCGCUCUAGACGACGUGCCCAACUUGAAAUCCUUGAACCUGGCGAACAACUCUUUAGAGUCGCUUCCAGAGUUCGUCUUCUCGAACUUGACGAAUCUGGAAUACCUAAACCUGGCCGAGAAUAAGCUAUCCUGUCUGGAGAACCUGUUCGUUCAUCUGGAGAAGCUUCGAGUCCUCAACAUCUCCUGCAAUCCCGUGAUGCACCUUCGCAGGGGUCAUCUGUUCGGUUUGACCAAAUCCACGACGAUCCUGACAGAGGGGAACGUCUUCUGGAGCAUCAGCACUGGAACGUUCACGAACUCGUUCCUGAAGAACGAGGAGGAGCUGAAGCAGCUCGAGAAGAUGAAAGCGGAGGCUGACAUCCAGCAGAAAAAACAAGAAAAGGAGAAGGCGAUGGACACGGCCGAGGACAAAGCAUUGAAGCUCGAGUGCCAGCUGUCAAAUAAGCUCACGUUCAAGGAAGGGCAAAUCUUGAAGUUAUGUAUGCCAGACAAGAUAAUUCUCUCGCUGGAGCCUUUGGAAGAGGGCAAGAAGAUCGCUGAAGGAGCUCCGUGCGUAGAAGUGCCGGUAACCGGUGGAGGAAAGAAGGUGAGUCUUCGUGGCUUGGGCAUUAAGGGCUUCCAGGAGCGCUGGUACCAGCUGGACUACUUCACAGUAGUCUCCCUGGACCUCUCCAACAACGAUAUAACGGAAAUCACCAAGGAGAUGCUCAACGAUCUUCCCGAGGACGUGAUCUACGUGAACCUCAUGGAGAACAAGAUCAAAGCCAUCUAUAGCCAGGUGAUCGAAAACAGGCACCUCAAGCUGCUGAAUCUUAAGAACAACCUCAUCGAGAACAUCGAGGAAGGAGCUCUCCAGAAGACGAACCUAACCGGUCUGUUCCUCGCUGGCAAUCAACUGGAGCAUCUCUCCUUCGUCUCCAGCCUACCUCAAUCCCUGACGGAGCUCAUGUUGCUCGGCAAUCAGAUCUAUUCCAUCCCCGACCAAGCUUUCGCGAACCUUCCUCGGUUGGGUUACUUGAACCUCGCCAACAACAACAUCAACAAGCUUCAAAACCAUGCCUUCAGAGGCCUCGACUCUCUUCGAAUGCUGAUCCUGACUAGCAACAGUCUGUCGGAGAUAGAACGGCUGGCGUUCAGCGACCUGAAGCAGCUCGAGACGCUCAACCUGAAUCGAAACUCGCUGACAGAGCUGCAGAGGGGCACGUUCGCCGAGCUGGAGAAUCUGAAAGAUCUGAAUCUGGCGUGGAACAAAUUCGAGAAGAUCACCAAAGACACGUUCGCCUGUCUGCCAUUCACGUUGGACUUCUUGCACGUCGACUUCAACGAGAUCAAUAGCUUGGAAGAGGGUAGUUUCGUGGGUGUUCCGCGGUUCACUUUGUCCCUGGCUGGCAACAAGAUCUCUAGUAUUCCAAGAGGUACAUUUAACCUGCCAACGCUGAGGGACCUGCACUUGAAUAAUAACACGCUAACGACCAUCGAUGGAGAUAGCUACGAGGGUCUUCCCCAGUUGACCCGCCUCUGGCUCACCGAGAACCAGAUCACGACGAUAUCCAAAGGCUCCUGCAAGAACCUGGCCACCCUGAACGUUCUGGACAUCUCCAGGAAUCCGUUCCAGCGACUGGAGAACGGCGCCCUGUACGGUCUUAGCUCGGCCAGAGGCAAUUUCCUCUACAUCUACAACAACCACCUGAAGGAGCUCCAGGGUGGAGUGUUCGACGAUGUUUAAUUGAAUCGCGUUCUCCUUAUCGAGACUGCGCGCAGCCCAGAUCGCAACGAGAUUUAUGCGUUCACUUUCUACGAUGCUGCGAUAUGAGACUCGGCGGACGAGGAUCUCCUACCGGUUGCGCUCCAAUUGCGGGAACGCGCAACCUCUGUAAUCGACGCUGUUAAUUACAAUCGUUGAAUCUUCCGACGUUUGCGCUUACAUGUUUCACGUGUUUACACUUUCAUUCGUACCAUAUCCUUAUCACACCGCCGCUUUGUACGUUAUCGCACGACUUAUCAGUUACAAACGCGAAACGUAUCCACGGAUGCGGCACGAGAGCUGUCUUAAUAAACGAGUACUUACGAAAAUUGCGUUGUCUUUUGAAAAAUCCUUAGUCCCUAGUUAUAGAUAUUUGAAGAACUAAAUCGAAAAUGUGGAGUACAAUUCUUUUGUUCGGAGCUUCACUUCAGAGAAAAUCAAUAUUGAAUAGUGGAAUGAACUCGGCGAGCCCGUCCGACCAUUACUCACUAUUUUUACUGGCGUUGCUGACUGCAAAUAUUGA